CCCUCUUCAACUUGUUAUUAUAUUUUGCUGUCUUUUCAAACAAACAAUCAGCGUCUUUACUGCACAGCAAAUCGGUUAUACCGAUCUAACAAUUUGGUCUGGCCCACUACACAACACCUCCUCUACAGAUGGCGCUACUUCGUUCGGAAUCAAACCCAUAUCUCAACGAGCUCGAUUUUCACUCUACCAGUCCUUCACGCAAGCCUUUGAACCUACCUGCAAAUCCCCCCUUUGAUUCUUACGAGUUCGGUCAUCUCUCUCCUCCAUUCCCCCAUACUCCGUCAUACAAUGGAUCCUAUCAGAACUCUCCCUACUCUGGUCAUUCAGAGCUGAGUUAUGAUCCAGAUGGUUCAGAGGGUUUUGGUCUCUUUGAUGGAGAUACAAGCAAUGUCGCUUCCCGCGAUGAAUAUGACCCCUCCGAGUAUGAUCCACCAAAUUCUUCUGGUUUGCUCAUGUUUCAAGGCGAAUACAUGCCUGACGUUGAUCACAAUUCACUUUCCGUGACCCAUGCGUCUUUCGAUAACCUCUCUCCAAAUGUCUUCGAUCAUAGUUCUCCAUCCAGCAACGGAGGGGGGGAUGAGCCACGCAGUCGUGCUUCUUCAGUAUCUUCCAACCCACAAAUUCCCACGUCGUCCCCACGUCUCGAUAUGGCUCAUUCAUUCGAAAAUCUUCAUUUUGAAUCACCCCAUUGGCAGUCUCAUAAACUCCCCGGAGAUCGUUCCAUGUCACCCCCAAGAAAGCCCCAGUCUCCCCCUCAACUUUUAAUUCCUGAUACUAGUCCAGCCACCCAUUCAUUAUUCCCCCAGGAUCCUCCAAUGAUCAACGCUCCAGACGGUGAUGGUGGUUUUACAUCUAGUGGUCCGCAAUUGCACAUUGUUCCUGCUACACCCAUAAGUGGCGGGGGAGCGGCCUCACAAGCGGUCCCUUUUCAUUCUACCCUGAAAACUCUCCAUCAAGGUUUGCGUCUUACGUCCGUACAGGAUCAACCCAAAAAGCGCCACAGCAACAGGCUGCGACCCCCCCUUGGGAUCAGCAACAAAUUCAGCAUACCGAGGGAUCUCAAUUACUCGGGGUGUCACAACAGGGUGCACAGCAAUUCUCGCACAGCCACUCUUCACAUACACAGGGGCUGUCCACUCUCGGUCCACAUCCAGAUCCUACAAAUACCAGCUUCCUCUUCCCGGGUACAAACCCUCGCAUUCGUAGUAAAUCCGAUACCUCAUCUUCAUUACGUCCAACAUUCUGGGAUCCUUCCCUCAUGACCCACGAGCAACUCAGAGCCAUUAACAGUUCUGCUAUCGACGACAACGGCACCGUCAACCUCAGUGACGUCCUUCCGCAGC
Messenger RNA from Suillus subaureus, 1343 nucleotides. RefSeq lists its product as uncharacterized. NCBI's taxonomy places the organism in Eukaryota, Fungi, Basidiomycota, Agaricomycetes, Boletales, Suillaceae. The transcript is spliced from 2 exons. The record is from RefSeq and is a predicted model, not a curated record. Bases 129 to 1262 code for a protein of 377 amino acids.